CCUGGUGGUUUAAUUUUGACCCACACCCACAUUGCGAAGAGGAACUGUUCCGCGCUAUGGCGAUGAUGGGGGCGAACCCCUUCAACCAGCGCGUGGCGCAAUGCGCGAUGUGGGAGAAGGUCCGAGAAGGCCACGUGCACCUCAUCACCCAGGAGGACGUUGAGAAUGUGCUGCUCAACUUCGAGGAGCACGAGGCCAGCGGACAUGUGUCCACCUUAGAGCUGGUGAGGCUGGCGGGGCUGGACGGCACCUACCUCACCAGCGAGGAGAUCCGGGACUGGAUCAAGGAUGCAGACAAAGACGGGCUGGGCCGGGUGACCGCGGAAGAUCUCCACCGUGCGAUCACCAAAGGCAGCGUCGCCUUCUCGCUGGUCAAAAAGGCGAUGUUUGGGAAGGAGCAGGAGCACAAGCUCACAGAGUGCAGUCUCGAUGAAAUCCUGAAGUGGCUGCAUUAUGAGUACGAGAAAAACAGCAACCUGUGGUCCCUGCCCCAGACGUUGGUCCUCUUCUCCGUCUUUGUGAUGGCUUCUGCGCUGCAUCUCAACGUUUGGGAGGCCUACAAGCUGACGCGAGUUUGGACCACGGUGAUGUCGCAGGGUGAUUAUUUGCAGUGGUGGGUGGUGGAUGUGUCCACCUUGAUGCUUUGGCUGGAGCAAGCCUUCCUGCGCAACGUCUUACGGCAAGACAUGAUCUCCUGGCUAGCGCAACCGGAAGAGGCUUCCGACCCGCUGGUUUCAAAUCCUUUCCCCGGGCGAGUCUUGCAGGAGGGUCAGGUGGUGGGCGCCGUGCGGCUUCGGCGGUGGCACAGCAUAGAGCAGCCCUGCAACACUGGGACCUUCUACAAGGAGCUGGUGCCCACUUGCUUUCUGAAGAGCGAGCUGUACCCAGAGGAUUGGUUUAUGUUCUAUCACGAGAAGCGGACCGUCAUCGAGCAGGACAUCCAAGAUCGGACGAACCAAAAUUGGUUGGAUCUCAAUACUGCCUAUUUGGAUAUCCAGGUGUUGACCUACAACGCACACCAGGCGAUGUUCUUCUUUGGCACAAAUCGUUAUCAGUGGAUGGAGUCUGGACGCUUCAUCAUUCGAGAUGGUCCGAACGAAGCCUUUGUCGACGGACCGUACUUCAACCUCUUGUACGCGGUCCCGGAUUUGAUAUUUAUACUAAUGCUCUGGGGAAUUCUCUACGGUGAGUUGAAGGAAGCCAUCCCCGCGGCAAUGAACGGCCUGGACGGAAUCAAGGACUAUUUGGCAUUCUGGAAUGUGGUGGAUUGGUUUGCCAUAUGCUUCGGCAUCACCACUGUGUGCUUCUGGCUGAACUUUGUUCUCGCUGUGGGGGGCCUCCCGAAGCUUUUGUCCACCUUGCCCUCUGACGCCCUGGACCUUGCGGUCUUUUCCAACCAGUCCUACCUCGAGCGCCAUGAGUUCAACGGAGUUGUCGACAGGCUUGAGUUUGAGCAGCAGAUGGCGGAUAUCUUCAAUUUGGCGGAGGAAACUUCUGAGGCUCACAGGAUUGCACGAUGGAUGAUCCUGGGCUACCUUUUUGUACUCAUGUUCAAGUUCUUCAAAGCCUUCAGAUCCAAUGAUCGGCUGGACGUUGUGAUCCAGACGAUCACGGACUCCGCGGUGGAUGUCGCUCACUUCGCCUUCGCAUUUGCGUUGGUGUUUUCCGGCUUCGCGUUGGGCGGGAUGAUGCUCUUCGGCACCAAGGUGCAAGGCUUCCACACGCUGGUCUCCUCCCUGUUCUUCUGCUGGCGCGGUGGCAUCGGCAUGGACGAUGUGGAGAGCUUCGAAGUUUGGUUCCAGGUUCUCGCUUACUUCUGGCAUUUCUCUUACCUGGGCCUGAUGAGCAUUCUGAUGAUCAACAUCUUGGUGGGGCUCAUCUUCGAGGCCUAUGGGCGCAUCCGCUCGGGUGCCGGAGAGCCCCCCACGCUGCUGGAACAGGUGGGCGAAGCCGUGGACACCCUCAAGGAGACGAAGAGUUUCCUGGACAUGUGGUACAUCAUUUGCGAGUUGGAAGACGACGACUUCCCUGCGCACCCGGCGCCCACUGUGACGGUGAGGAGCCUGAAAAAGGCCUUCGCCAAAGACAGGAUGAGCAAGGACAAUGCUGAGUAUCUGGUGGAGAGCGCCUCCAUGUACGCCAAAAAACAGGCGAAGAAGGUGGAGCUCUCGGUCAGUGAUGGCGUGCGGAUGAUCGGGCAGACCAGGACCAACGCGCAUAAGCUGAUGGCCUUGUCCGAGCAGGUGAACUCCCUCCUGAAGAAGUUCCACAUGAAGCACGGCGAGGGCAGCCACGACCAGAACUGGACCAACUUGUUCGCCACGGAGAAGAAGCAGGAGGUCAAGGAGACCGUCGAGGAGGAUCCACUGGCUAGGAACGCCAAGAACGUGAAGCAGGCGGAAGUUGUAUCGAGAAAGGCAGUAUCCAGAGAGGAAACGCUGAUCAAUCGGAUGCGCAACUUCGCCUCGGAUCUCGUUGGAGUCACCAAGGAGCAAAACAAACUGCUGGACUGGAUCUCCCACACAAUCACCGAGCGCGGGCAAGGCAUCACCGAAAAGGAUAGCUGGGCGCGGCAGAAGACGGCCGUGUUGACGGAUCGGUGUGAGAAGAUCGAGAUCAGCGUGGGCAAGUUGGGGGAGUGCCUAAAGGGCGUCGACCCCACCCAGCUUCGAAACAUGCCGGAGCGGCUUAAGGCCUGCGCCGAGCGAAUUCACCAAAUGCAGAUGGAAGACUGCAGCCCUGUAUCCGGCGAGGAUCAUAUUUCUCUAUUUCAGAGCCAGCUGUCGUCCAUUGCCAACGACGUGGCUCAUAUCUCCGAGACAUGCAAGGCCAAAGUGGACGUCUACGAUGCGCUGCAGCGCUCAGACCAGGUCAUCAACCGGGUUCUUGCCACCUAUACCAGGGUGGUAGAGCAGGACAAGCAAACCGAGACCAGCGAGGAUUUUUCCGACCUGCCUGGUGUAACCCAAACCUUCACUGACUUCAGCGUGGGGUCGCCCAUUGACGACAUGUCACACGUCAACAGUGGGGAAUUCAUGUGAUGGCUGCCUUGCAAGAACAAAAGCAAUGCAUGUGUCGAGACUGGGGCAGACAUA
Molecule: messenger RNA, 3095 nt
Organism: Effrenium voratum
Lineage: Eukaryota; Dinophyceae; Suessiales; Symbiodiniaceae
Source: the annotation of a GenBank genome assembly